UUGUGAAGCUGUAGUUGAGUGUUAGCAGGCUAACUAGAGAAAGAAAGCUAACUAAUCGAGAGAGUGGAAGUGGAGCUAACGUUAAAGGAAAAGGCAACUGUCAAAACAGCAAAGGGAACAGAAAUUUUAGUGGAGUUAUAUUUGUGUUAGAUGACUACAUGAACAGACUUGUAGUUAGUUAGUCAAAGACCGUGUUUGUCAGAUGCCCGUGGAGCAUUUUGGAUACUACAUCGAUUGUCCCAUUUCCAAACGGAAACCAUUUCUGGACAGACAGUUCGUGCUAGCUAGCUAGCUAAGUGAAUAAUCCAGGAGACUUUUCAUUGUCACCUAAAAACCCAAACUGAAUGUUUUGUCUGUCAUGAGUCCGGCCGGGUGCUCCCAUGUGAACGGUUAUAAGGUGGAUAAUUGGAAACAAAAUCUUCGAGUCAUAUACCAAUGCUUUGUUUGGAGUGGUACUGCUGAGACCAGGAGACGCAAGGUGCGUCAGAGUGAUGCAGGAUGGACAGAGCUGGCCAAGUCGUGUAUCUGUCACAUGUGUGGCGCCCACCUGAACCGACUCCAUUCUUGUCUCUACUGUGUCUUUUUCGGCUGCUUUACGAAGAAACACAUCCACGAGCACGCAAAAAACAAGAGACACAAUCUAGCGAUAGAUUUAUUAUAUGGUGGAAUAUAUUGUUUUGUGUGUCAAGACUACAUAUACGACAAAGACAUGGAGCAGAUUGCCAAAGAAGAACAGAGGAAAGCCUGGAAAUUGCAAGGCAUAGGGGAGAAAUACACAACGUGGGAGCCAACCAAGAGGGAGCUAGAAUUAUUACGACACAAUCCAAAGCGGAGGAAAAUCACUACGAACUGUACCAUAGGUUUACGAGGGUUAAUAAACCUGGGCAACACAUGUUUCAUGAACUGUAUUGUUCAGGCCCUAACACACACACCGCUGCUGCGAGACUUCUUUCUCUCCGACAGACACAAGUGCGAGAUGCAAUCAAACUCCUGUCUGGUGUGUGAGAUGUCGCAGCUCUUUCAGGAGUUCUACUCGGGCCACCGUUCGCCCCACAUUCCCUUCCGGCUGCUGCACCUGGUGUGGACUCACGCACGUCACCUCGCAGGCUACGAGCAGCAAGACGCCCACGAGUUCCUCAUCGCAGCGCUGGACGUACUACACAGGCACUGCAAAGGGGACACCAUCAGAGAUGACAAUGGGAAGAAGGCCAACAAUCCAAACCACUGUAACUGCAUCAUUGACCAAAUCUUCACUGGUGGCCUGCAAUCAGAUGUUACCUGUCAAGUUUGCCAUGGUGUUUCCACGACAAUAGAUCCUUUCUGGGACAUCAGUCUGGACCUGCCUGGCUCAUCCACACCUUUCUGGCCCCUCAGCCCAGGAGGGGAUGGCAGCACAGUCAAUGGAGAGAGCCACCUGUCAGGGUCCACCACGCUCACAGACUGCCUACGCAGGUUUACGCGGCCCGAGCAUCUAGGAAGCAGUGCCAAAAUCAAGUGUGGCGGUUGCCAUAGUUACCAGGAAUCCACCAAACAGCUGACAAUGAAGAAGCUCCCCAUCGUAGCAUGUUUCCAUCUCAAACGGUUUGAGCACUCUGCUAAACUGCGGAGGAAGAUCACUACAUAUGUUUCCUUCCCUCUAGAGUUGGAUAUGACGCCUUUCAUGGCAUCCAGUAAAGAGAGCAGAAUGAACGGGCAGUAUCAACAGACGGUUGAUGUAUUAAACAACGACAAUAAGUAUUCCUUGUUUGCGGUGGUCAACCACCAAGGCACAUUAGAGAGCGGCCACUAUACCAGCUUCAUUCGCCAGCACAAAGACCAGUGGUUCAAAUGUGAUGAUGCCAUAAUCACCAAGGCCAGCAUUAAGGAUGUACUCGAUAGUGAAGGGUAUCUCUUAUUCUACCAUAAACAGUUCCUCGAGUACGAGUAGUCUUUGCGACCACUGACCAUGAAGAACCACUGCUUCUAAUGAGAGAGCCAAGGGACUGGGGACAGGAUGAAACACAAAACACACAAACCUACCUGAAACUCUUUGACUACCAGUCUGCUCCUCCAGCUCUGGAGGAAUAAUAUAAAAAAAGACGUGUGAAAUCAUGCAACCUUUCAAAUGAAAAAAAAAAAACAAACAAGCACUGAGCUACUUCUUGGCAUCUACUUGACAAAACUGAAUGAAGAGGAGGAAGAGUCGGGCGUCGUCAGUUCCAGGCUUGGGCAAGAGGGAAAAGGCCCCCCACAUCCCUCACUCUCUCUCUCCUUUUCCCUUCCUGCCGCAGGGGCAGAGUCUGAGUGUGACUGUCCUGUCAUGUCGAUUGGGCACAUCUGGAUUCUUUUUUUCUUACAGUAUUCUGCCCCCCACCUCCUCCACUCACCUCCUUCCUCUCUCUCUCUCUCUCUCUCUCUCUCUCUCUCUCUCUCUCUCUCUCUCUCUCUCUCUCUCUCUCUCUCUCACACACACACACACACCACACGCACAUGCACACACACACCCUCCAUUUCUCUCCCAUGGUGCUCUCGUUUCAACUGACCAAGCAUUUAACUUAGUCAUGACAGAAGACAGGUUGUUGUCAUAUGCAUAUGGGACUGAACGCAAAAAAAAGAAACAAAGUAAAAUCAACGUAUUAUGAACUUUGCAAGAACAUUUUUAAAGGUAUGGUUAUGAUUCUUAUCAUUUGUGAAUUUAGUUAUGAAAUACUGUAUGAAUCUAGUAUACAUCUAUUUUUUAAGAGCAAAGAAAACAUGGGAGAGCUUAGAGACGCUGUCUUUGCCAGUUGCUGGGGAAGCGCUGCCAUGGAAACUAAACAGAUUUGGACCUGAGUGUGCUCAUGUUCCAUUAUUUACUGUGUUGAUUGUUUUAUUUUUAAGUCUGGUUGAGGGCAGGGAAUAUCUAUUUUUUUUAGCAACUCAUUGAAUUUUGAGUUUUUGUUUACUCUCUGUUCUUUUCAGUGUCUUUUUUUUGUUUGUUUUCUGUUUUUUUAAUUUUCAGUACAGUCAUAAUGUCCCUCGCUGUCCUGGUACUGGAAAUGUUUUUGGACGUAUUAUACUUUCAUUCUUGUGGAAUUGUUGGUAUAAUGAUGGUGAUGAUUAAAUUGGUUCACCUUUGCUGUUGAUGAAUUGUAUGUUGAAUGUGAGCUUUGGGUUUCAUAUGGCAUUCUGAAGAGAAGACAUACAUACAAUACAUGAACUCCAGAUGAGAUCCUAUAUUAUGUGAGAAUGCUGUGGUCUCUCCUUAUUCAACACCUUGAAUGCUCUGUGCAUAACAAAAAAAAGAGAAAAAAAGGCCCGUUUAACAACAACUGCAUGCGACUGGGUUCUCAUGAUCUUAUAAUAUGUGAAAAAUUGCCCUCAGUAAUGCCUCAAGGCCUGCUGCCCAUCGAGACUUUUGUUACGUAGCUUGGGGGUGGGAAGGCGAUCAUAUGAGAUACAUAGAGGGUGAAACACAUUGCACGUAUAUGGGCACUGUGCGACCACAGCCUGGCUCUGAAUCCAUCAGUGUUAAUCUUCUCCAUGGCAACUGUUGGUGGCUGGUGUAGACCGGUGUGGUUCGUGGUGUGUCUUGCCUCUGCAGUGCAGUAAACCCAGUGCUCUAUUCAAUCAGUAUGCUGUCAAGUCAGACUUUAGAUAAUGCACAUACACAUCAGGGUGUUGUGGUAUGUUUUGUUUGAAUAUCACCAAUUGUGUAUGUAUUAAAAAAAAACUACAGAAUUAAAAAGAUAUUCACUCGUAUAAAAUGAGGGCCCUAACCUAUCACAAAGUAAUGCCACAUUAAAGAACCACAACCCCUGGUUGUUGCGCUGCUCUGUAAUUGAAAACAAACAUGCAUAUCCUUUGGUCUGCUGCAGAACCUCAGCUAGAGGACAACAGUGGGUUUCUGAACAGUAAAAAUCAAAAGACUUGUGAAAUGGUCGCGCUAUGGUUUUUGAUGUAUCAUGGAGCAGUUAAGGCCACCCAAGGACAUUCAGGGACGCAGCUGAAACGAAAAGGAAGAGGAGAGCUUCAUUAUCCGUUUCAGUGAUUAAACUCAGAACAAAACUGGAA
Messenger RNA from Lates calcarifer (barramundi perch), 4032 nucleotides. Its product is annotated as ubiquitin carboxyl-terminal hydrolase 22. Gene Ontology annotation, biological process: protein deubiquitination. Gene Ontology annotation, molecular function: zinc ion binding; cysteine-type deubiquitinase activity. The record is from RefSeq and is a predicted model, not a curated record. Lineage: Eukaryota; Metazoa; Chordata; Actinopteri; Centropomidae. The transcript is spliced from 14 exons. Bases 359 to 1927 code for a protein of 522 amino acids.